CGGAAAUCGAGAGCGUGUGUUUCAUGACUCACGAGUGUUGGGAGGAAAACUUACUGAGUUUCACAGACGCAGUUUCAGACGCUGAAACUGAGUCUCGCUGCGUCUAGAUUUCAUCCCUAAAAUAGCGGAGUGCGUUGGAUUUAUCCACCGCGGAAAGCGAACUAAGAGGGAAUAAAAGGUGUGAAAAUCAUUCCGGCCGCUGGCUGACUCCUCCGCUGCAGGUAUCCAGAGAACCAGAGCUCACCAUGAAUGAUACAGAUAAUUUGACGACACCGGCCCCGCACGCAGACAAAGCUGUGACAGAGGCGACAGAUGUGACGACUUUAACGCUCCCCACACAGGCAGACACCACCAUCACUGAGGUGGUAACAACAGCGGUCCCCCCAGGCCCAGACUCUGCUGUUAUUGCAGUGGUUAUUGUUCUCAUCCUGCUGACGUUAGCUGCUUUGGGCUUCCUGCUGUACCGGUAUCUCUGCCACAACAAGGGAGCGUACAGGACGACGGGGGAGCUGGCUCCAGGAGAGGACCCCGACGAGGAGUACACGAACCAAGGCGUGAGCGAAAAGAAGGAAUACUUCAUAUGAGCCUGGUGGAAAAGUUUUCAGGAGUCAGUGUUGCUUGAAGGAGGGAAAAAAGGAUCUGCGGAUGGUUGAUUUUUCCUGUGUUUUUGAGGGGAAACCCGCUCCAGACUGCGCACUGUUCAGAGAUUAGCUUAGUUUAAGAUGUUCUCCAAAAAGCACAAGUGAAACCAAAGAUUGUACAGACUGUGGGAGUGAAUGUUGAUGGACGUGAAGCAGGUGAAACACAACAGGUGGGUGCAGACUAGCAGAGCAGGGCACGGAACAGGUGGUGGGAUUUAAAAAUGUCCACAGUUACAGAUCAGAAAAUACUCAGCAACAAUGUUAAGUAGGACGAGCUUCUCUGCAACACUAUUUAUCAGCCAUAUUUCUCUCUUUAGUUUUUGAAAUGUGUUUUCAGUCAUACUGUUUUUUUUUUUUUUUUUCCUAAACAAGCCUUGUAUAAGCAUAUUGUGGUGCUAUUAUGGGCUGUCGCUUUUAUAGCAGUCUGCUUUUAAAAUUCUAGAUUUUGUAUGCAAUUCUUUUAUAAGCUAGCCAAAAACAAUGUCCUCUUUGUUUUAGGACGGCUAAAUGUUAUUUUCUUUUUUGUAUUUGCAACUGAUUUUGUUGUGCGUUAAUUCUCCACCAGACAUUGUUACUGACGACUUCCUUAUUUGAAAUAGAGAAUGCAAUAAAACUUUUUUGGACUAAAGGCAA
Molecule: messenger RNA, 1274 nt
Organism: Acanthochromis polyacanthus (spiny chromis)
Lineage: Eukaryota; Metazoa; Chordata; Actinopteri; Pomacentridae
Product: glycophorin-C-like
Exons: 6
Coding region: 246-584 (112 amino acids)
Source: RefSeq, a predicted model, not a curated record